ACUCGCUCAUUCAAAGCACACACGCAAGAUGGCCAUCAAGGUCGAGAGCUUCGCAAUCGUUUUAGCUAAUGUAAUAGUCCUGGUCUUGGGACACGGGUACAUGAUAGACCCACCAGCAAGGAACGCUUGUUGGAAAGAAUUUGGACAAUGUGUUCCUAACUAYACACCAAACGAACUGAACUGUGGAGGAMGACCAACACAGAUUGCUAAUGAUGGAAAGUGUGGUGUUUGUGGUGACAGAGUUGGGACAAAAAAGCACGUUUAUCCUGGAAGGUAUGCUACAGGCUUUAUCACAAGAACGUACAGAAAAGGACAGGAAAUUACUGCAAAGAUUCAUAUCACCGCUAAUCAUAAAGGAUGGUUUGAGUUCAGAGUUGGYGACAUUGGUGCUCCACCUAUUACACAACCCAAAUUGAGUUACCUCYUGACGAAUUCCCUCGGGAAGACGCGAUAUCCUCUUCGAGGUUCUGGAAAUAGCUACGAGACUAUCAAGCUUCGUCUCCCUGCUGGAUUGACCUGUAGGCACUGCGUUCUUCAGUGGUGGUGGAAAGUCGGCAACAGCUGGGGGUGUGAUGCCGAUGGGUGCGGCCUUGGACACGGUCAUCAAGAGACAUUUGUUAACUGUGCUGAUAUACAGAUUGCAGGGGAUGGGGGAAUCCAACCCCCUACUCAGGCGCCACCCCCACCCCCUACGCAGGCACCACCCCCACCCCCUACGCAGGCACCACCUCCACCCCCUACUCUUAUCAACACCUUGUGUCCCAACGGGGGUGCCUUACAAGUUGCUGAGAAGAUUGCACUGUGUAACCGCAACUUAAAGGAUAAUUCUACAAAUAUGCAAACUGUCCAGGAAUGA
Molecule: messenger RNA, 856 nt
Organism: Exaiptasia diaphana
Lineage: Eukaryota; Metazoa; Cnidaria; Anthozoa; Actiniaria; Aiptasiidae
Exons: 4
Coding region: 29-856 (275 amino acids)
Source: RefSeq, a predicted model, not a curated record